Messenger RNA from Hibiscus syriacus, 1659 nucleotides. Its product is annotated as fatty-acid-binding protein 2-like. The transcript has 10 exons. NCBI's taxonomy places the organism in Eukaryota, Viridiplantae, Streptophyta, Magnoliopsida, Malvales, Malvaceae. Gene Ontology annotation, molecular function: fatty acid binding; intramolecular lyase activity. The record is from RefSeq and is a predicted model, not a curated record. Gene Ontology annotation, cellular component: chloroplast stroma. The coding region runs from base 97 to 1575 and encodes 492 amino acids.
GUGCAUUAUUUCGAAUUGGGUGGUAAAUUUGACCACCCAAAUUGCUCAGUUCAGGGUUAAGGUUGCUGAGUUGGGCAUUUAGCUGAAGUCAAAAGUAUGUCAAAUAAAUGGUUCUUCUUCGUGGAUUUAGAUGGAGGGUCUCCGUAUGCUUUUCCAAUGGAUACUUUUGUUUCGAGUGGUUUGGGAGCUCAUUUGUUUUCGCAGUUUAGUUCAUUUGUUGACAGCUCUUUGUACCAUUCUAAACAAUUGUAUGGGCCUGGUAGUCUUGCAUUUCGAGAAGCUUUUAAUUGCAUGUCGAAGUUUACAGGGGGCGUUCUGUUUUGGUUCUCUACCGUGUCAACUUCGAAGUUGAGUAGGGACAUAUCAUCUGGUAAUCAACGUAGUUUGAAAUCUGGGAGUUGCAAGUCUUCAUCUUUGGUUAAGCACAUUGCUUCUUGUAAGAAUAACAUUGCUGGAUUUUGCUUUGCUUCUGAUUCAAGAGGCAUUUCUGUCGCCCCACUUGUUAUCAGUGAAAUUUCGAGCUAUGCAAUGAGAAACUUCUUUGGAGAAGCAGAAGCUUUCCAGCACAUUCCUUUAUUGUCAUUAGCUGCUGCUGUGAUACCGCCAUUAGAUAACUUAUCUUCGAAGGUACUAGCUGUUCCCCUUGAUAACACAGAAGUUCAAAUGCCAGAAUGCAUGGACCGAAGGCCUUGUGAAGUUGGUCAAGGAUGUGGCAGUCUAUCAUUUCUAGAUUUGAAUCGGAGACGACAUGCUGUUGAACCCAGGACUGGGAUUGAGUUCCCAACAAUAUUGGAUAACAUAUUUGAUACAUGGAAUAAUUCCAGUUUAGCUCCCGAGGUGCUUGUAGGUACUGGCUCCAGAACCAUGAAGAUAAUCAAAAUUAAGUCUUUGAAAGUGUAUGCAUUUGGCUUUUAUAUUCAUCCGUACUCUGUUUGCCAGAAAUUGGGUGCAAAGUAUGCUUCUAUUCCAGUGGGUAAACUAAACAAAAACAAUGAUUUUUAUCAGGAUCUUCUUAGGGAGGAUAUUGGUAUGACCGUUAGGCUAGUGGUAAACUGCAAUGGGAUGAAAGUCGAUACAGUUAGAGAUGCUUUUGAAAAAUCUCUUCGUGCUCGUUUAGUAAAGACAAAUCCCAACACGGAUUAUCGUUGCCUCAGUACAUUCGCUUCCUACUUCACUCAAGAUAUUCCAUUACCUGUGGGAACAAUAAUCGACUUUCAAAGGACAGCUGAUGGACAACUAGUAACCAAAAUCAGAGGUAACCAGAUUGGAGCUGUCCACAGCAAGGAUUUAUGCAGGGCUUUCUUGACAUGUACAUCGGAGAUUUCCCAGUGUCCGAGCAAACAAAAGAGGAUAUUGGCCGAAACGUUGCGAGCAUCAUUAGGAGAUGUUGAAGUGGCUUGUUUUCCAUCACCAUUUUCUCAGCUUUUAAAUGAGCAAAAUAGCUACGGGCACAAGGAAAUUGAGUAUUUCAGGGAUGUUAUACUAUGUACUUUAAGAGAGGGGUUGGCUGAUGAACAAAAAAAAAGGGAAGAAUCAGGAAAAGUCAAUGCAAAACAUUGCAAUGGUUCUUGUUAGGAUAGUUCUAAACACAUGUUCUUUGUAGAUUUGGGAUAAUCGUCAGUUGAAAUAGAUGCCCCCUUGCACUAUAUAUUGUUGAAA